AUGCUCGUUAUGCUUGUUCUCCGCGUCCCCGAGCAAGCUACCAAGCCACCAAUGAGCUCUGUUCUCGUCAAACUCCCCAGAAAGCUCGAUCUCUUGGGCUUUGCCCUCUUCGCCAUCGCCUGUACCAUGUUUCUGACUGCCAUCAAUUGGGGCGGAGCAACCUACCCCUGGAGCUCGGCAAAAGUGAUUGGGCUUCUCUGUGGAAGUGGUGGUAUACUGGCACUCUUCAUCACAUGGGCUAUCCAUCGGGGUGGUGCCACCAUCAUGGUGGGCUACUACCUACCUUUGUGGUUUCAGGCUGUCAAGGGAGCCUCGCCGACCGAUAGUGGCCUCAUGAUGCUGCCGACAAUGAUAAGUCAGAUCCUAGGUUCAAUGACGUCGGGCGCACUCGUUCGCAAGCUCCAUUACGUUCCCCCUUGGGCAAUCAUUGGUAGUGUGAUGACAGCAGUCGGAUCCGGACUCAUUACCACAUUCACAGCAGAUACAAGCAAGGGAAAGUGGAUCGGUUAUCAGAUCAUCGCGGGGUUCGGACGGGGUGCAGCGUUGAACAUGCCCAUCGUCGCCAGCCAAGAAUAUCUAAGCCGCGACUCCAUUGCUAUUGCCAGUUCUGCUAUUGCUCUGUGUCAAUAUCUGACUGGGUCCGUUGCCAUCUCCGUGGCGCAGGCUAUCUUCCAGAAUCGCUUGACGCCAGCUCUGGAAAUGUACGCGCCCAAUGUUGAUCCAGCAAUCAUCCUGCAUGCUGGCGCUACAGGAUAUGCCGAUGUUUUACCUGCUGACCAGCUCCCCGGAGUUCAAUUCGCGUAUAAUGAAGCAUUGGUCAAGGUCUUUUUUCUCCCCACAGCCACUGCUGCUGUGGCUGCCUUGCUGAGCUUUGGCUUCGCUUGGAAGAAAAUUGGCGUAGAGGAGCACAACGAAACGCCUCCAGCUGUUUCAGAUCAUGUCCAGAGUGAGUAG
Aspergillus viridinutans is the source of this 954-nucleotide messenger RNA. RefSeq lists its product as uncharacterized. The record is from RefSeq and is a predicted model, not a curated record. The coding region runs from base 1 to 954 and encodes 317 amino acids. The transcript is spliced from 5 exons. Gene Ontology annotation, biological process: transmembrane transport. Gene Ontology annotation, molecular function: transmembrane transporter activity. NCBI's taxonomy places the organism in Eukaryota, Fungi, Ascomycota, Eurotiomycetes, Eurotiales, Aspergillaceae.